Messenger RNA from Peniophora sp. CBMAI 1063, 1104 nucleotides. The record is from the annotation of a GenBank genome assembly. NCBI's taxonomy places the organism in Eukaryota, Fungi, Basidiomycota, Agaricomycetes, Russulales, Peniophoraceae.
AUGCGUUCCACCUCUGCUCUUACCGUUCUCGUUGCCCUCGCCGUUGGCAUGGACGCUUCGCCGACUGGCCUCAAGCGCGAGGAUGCUACUCCCGCUCUCCAGGCCCGCGAGCCUCAGUUCAGUCUGAACAUUCCGAACGGCAUCCCCGUCAGCGGCGCCUUCCGCAACGGUCUGACCGUCACGCCCAAGGUCGGCGGCGGCUCCAUCGUCACCGGCAACCAGAACAGCACUCUCUUCGGUCAGCUUAGCAGCAUCUUCCCGUUCGGCUUCAAGCGCGACGGAGAUGUUGAGGCGAUUGUUGACGUCGAGGCUACACACACGCUCGAUGCCCGCGAGCCGCAGUUCUCGCUCAACAUUCCGAACUCGAUCCCUGUUUCCGGAGCCUUCCGCAACGGCCUGACUGUCACCCCGAAGGUCGGCGGCGGCUCCAUUGUCACUGGCCAGCAGAACAGCACGCUCCUCGGUCAGCUCUUUGGCGGCUUUGGCUUCAAGCGCGACGAUGAGCUCGAGCACGCAACCCCCGCGCUUGCUGCCCGCGAACCCCAGUUCUCGCUGAACAUUCCCAACUCCAUCCCUGUCUCUGGCGCGUUCCGCAACGGCCUCACCGUGACGCCCAAGCUCGGCGGCGGAUCCAUCGUCACCGGCAACCGUAACUCGACGCUUUUCGGCCAGUUCGGCUUCAAGCGCGAGGAUGGCGAGGAGGUCGAGGCCACACAGACGCUUGAGGCGCGCGAGCCCCAGUUCUCGCUCAACAUCCCCAACUCCAUUCCCGUUUCCGGCGCUUUCCGCAACGGUCUGACCGUUACGCCCAAGGUUGGCGGCGGAUCUAUCGUCACCGGCAACCGCAACUCGACGCUCUUCGGCCAGUUCGGCUUCAAGCGCGAGGACGGCGAGGAGCUUGAGGCCACGCAGACGCUCGAGGCGCGCGAGCCCCAGUUCUCGCUCAACAUCCCGAACAGCAUCCCCGUUUCCGGCGCUUUCCGCAACGGUCUGACCGUGACACCCAAGCUUGGCGGCGGUAGCAUCGUCACGGGCAACCAGAACUCGACGCUUUUCGGCCAGCUUGGCUCGAUCUUCCCUUUCGGCCUUAAGCGCGACGAGUAG